CCCUUAGAGGUUGUCGAGAACGAUCCAUUCAGUCAAUACAAACACUUCUCUCUGCAUCACGAAGGAUCUCCAGACGCUGUUGAGCAUACACCCAAGCGUAACAGUAAACAGCGGGAGCAUAUACCAUCCAUGAGUUUCUUCAGCUCUCUGCGUGGUUUAUUCAAGAUCUCGCACAAGUAUCAAACUCGGGUGGAGUGGAGUGGUGCUACAGAGUCCCCGGAUGCGAGUACAAGUAACAAAGGGAAGAAGGGCUGGUCUACGCGAACAGAUGCAAAGCUGAAGGCUUCCAGAUCUCAAGACAGCUCAGAGUCUGAGCCUGAGACAAUUCACAAGCCCCCUCUGCCUUCAAGAGGUGCGAAGUUGCGCAAGUGCCGGUCACAGACGACAGCUCUCGCAUCAUCUAGUGGAUGGCAGACUGACGGACUCCCUUCUGCAAGUCCACGCACAAGCGUCAGGCGGAAAAAGAAGAAGUCAGUUGCGGAGCUAAAAGGCCUCCCAUCUCGGAGUCAGUCGGAGGUUGUUACCCAACGUCCGUCUGUAAAGCGACAGAUAACCCCAACCUCCAGUCCUCAGGCUCAGCCACUCGAUCUUUCACGUGCAUCCUCACUCUCAAUGCGAAAUAGCGUAAGGUCGGCCCCAAAUCAAGUAGCAGUCAAGCCACAACAUCGCAGAGCAAGUACAGACUCUCCGGGAAUCUUGACAGCGGCAAUGGGGAAACGCCUCGUGAAGGUUAUCCACGACGGUCAGCCUCCCUCACAUAUGGUGCUGCACCUCAGCACCCAGCUGAUUCUCCUGGAACUGCGAGAUCAAGAUCCAAGCGCUGGCCCCAGACUGGCCAGAUCUCUGACAAUUCACGAAUUGCCGCACCCUACCGCGUCACUACCGCACCCAUGAAUACUAUAUUCACUGUGAUACUACUAUAAUUCUUACACAAAAACAUGUACUAUGGUAUUUCUUAAUCAUAAAUCAUAUCUAAGACCUUGGUAGACGACGUAGACAUAUUAUAUACACAGAUUAGACACUUGUUGUGUAGGGUGCGGCACGGAUGCGGCAAAAUCCUUAGGCCCAGUUACAAACUGCCAGCACGAACGCUGUCGUUAUACACCACUAACCUUCCCCACUCGCUCACACCCACUGUCUCUUGAACAUGACCAUAGUCUCAAAUGAU
Suillus discolor is the source of this 1168-nucleotide messenger RNA. RefSeq lists its product as uncharacterized. The record is from RefSeq and is a predicted model, not a curated record. The coding region runs from base 130 to 894 and encodes 254 amino acids. Lineage: Eukaryota; Fungi; Basidiomycota; Agaricomycetes; Boletales; Suillaceae. The transcript has 2 exons.